AUGUCAUUGACUCGAAGCGCUAUCAAUGAGCUAUGUGGCUAUAUACAGGAAAAAUGCAGUACGAUAUUUGGAAACAAGUAUUGGGAUUGUCGAUUCGUAUGCGCAGUUGAAUAUGGUACUAAACCAGAUAAAUAUGAGACACGCAUAUUCACCCUAUCGAAAUUUCGAGUAUUCAUUGUGCAUGGCAAAACACCGGCGUCCAUUAAAGUGGAUCGUUGCUUCCAUUUACUAUCGAUUAAAACGAUGCAAAUUCUCAGCGACAACGAGGUUUGCUUGGGUUUAGACGAAACUACCGCAAAAAAACGGAUAUUUUUCCGUUGUGAAAUACCGGCAAGAGAUCUGGCAAUUCAUAUUUUAUCCGCCAUAAAACACUAUUUUCCAGACUCUGCAAAAAUGCUUAAGUCAAUAAUAGAAUUAACUCCUAAUGAUUUAUAUCAAGAAUUUCUAACGCUUCCAUGUAGCAAACCGCUUCUGGCUUGCCAUAACUUCCGUAGGUCUUACGCAGCACUAUGUGAUUUCUACGAUCAACCUUUCCGAGAGGAGGUUGUUUGGGAUGUUGAGAAGAUCUACGCAUCUCAUCGGCUUCACGUCUUGCGAUUGGAUGAUUUCACACAUUUAUUACCGAGAGAUUUGGUACCAAUUUUAUCUGUUUGUCAGUUUUCAUCAUUUUUUACUGGCAUUCAUGUGGAUGGAAUCAAACUGGCAUCCGAUUUGAUUGAAGUGAUCUUAAUGAUCAUACGACGCUCUCAGUCGCUUAUCUCUCUCAUUCUCAAAAAUUGUUCGUUACCUAGGGAUUUUAUGAGUCUAUUCGCAAACGCACUUCAAUCAAAUAUCGUGAUUCCGUUGGAAACAAUCGACUUGUCGAAGAACGCUCUCGAUGAUAAAAAAGGUUUUGUCACACUGAGUUCGUUAAUCUCGAGGGUAUCUACACUGCGCAGCUUAACGUUAUCUGAAUGUAUCAUAUCCGAGAAAUGCGUCAACCUCGUUGCAUCGGGUCUUCUUCAAGCUCUUAAACCCAACACAGGCGCACAACAGUUGCAUCUCGUCGCCAUUGAUUUCUCAGGCAACCCUCUUAAGGAUGAAAUGAAUGAUCUUCAACAACUGUUAUCCAUUUGUACCAGUUUGCGAUCCAUUAACUUAUCCGAUACAGGCUUUAAUCUUGACAAAUUGUGGCCCUCUUUGAAAUUCGGAGGAUUACAACUGGAGACUUUGAAUUUGGCGGGUUGUCAGUCAGGUCGUCGCAAUAAAGACAACGUUCAGAAUAUUAAGGAAUACUUCUCUACAGCCGUAGCUUUAAAGCAUAUAAAUUUUGCUGAUACCGUCAUGUGUUCUGAUCUGCUCAAAGCAUUAUUGCUCGGAUUGGCUAGUAAUCAACAAUUGAAACCGUACACUCUUAUACUUGAUAAUGUAUGUGAACGAGGUUGUUCAUCGGUGCUUGAGACGUGUAUUGGAGGCGUUGAUGCGAGUCAUUUAUCGUUACGCGAUAACGCGCUCGAAGCAGAGGCGUUAUCCGUAAUUGCGAGCGCUUCACAUAUGCCUCAUUUGAAAAGACUGGAUUUAAGUGGCACUAAUUUUACGAAUCUCAGACGAAGUGCCAAACAUGCAGCUACACUGAACAAUAUCUUGUUAGAGGUCGUUAAAUUGAUCGGUGAAGAAGAUUCGCAACUGAAUGAACUGGUGCUAUCCGACUGUCGUUUGAGUUCUCAUUUGAGUGUUCUUUUGAAUACACUUGGAGUGGCUUCUUCACUUCUAUACCUCGAUAUAACUGGUAACGAGAUGGGCAAUUUUGGCGCACGUUUACUGGCGAAGGCAUUACAAAUUAACGUAUCAUUAAAAACAAUUUUAAUUGAUCGAAAUCAAAUAACUGGCGAUGGCUUCGCCGAUAUAGCUCACGCACUCAAAUUGAAUAACACGUUGACAUCAAUGCCUUAUCCGCUCAUCGAUGUUGCUGACUCGUUGAAUCGACCAGAUCGAGCUAAGACGCUUGCAGCUUUAAGCGAUAUAGAAGUGUCGUUGGAGAAGAACCGACGUGGUGAAGGACGUGGACAAGCUUAUUACAGAUUAGCCAUUUCAGCGCUUCAACAGGUUUUGAUUUGCAAUGAAUUCAUGGGUAGGAGUGGAAACGGCAAUGAUCACUUGUCGGAUUUAUGUGACAAGUUGGGGGUUGCUAUCGGAACCUUGAUCAGUGACGAAAAUUCAUCGCAGCAUUCAAUGUUUAACCUAAUUGAUGAGGCACUCAAUAAGCUUGAAUCGUGCAAUACUCAGUUCGUGAAGGAAGCACUAGGGCCGGUCAAACGAAUAGCGGAUGCGGAAGGCCUUGAUGUACGUGUGCCGCCACCAAUCGAUAAUAAUUUAGCAGCUCGAAGAACGCUUAUUAAUCAGAUUGCCGAUUAUUUAUGUGAACUGAAAUGGAAGGGUACGAAUGCAGCCAUCGAAAGUGUUAUUCUGGAUUUCCGAACGCAAUUCAAUACAGAUGAUAAACGUAGCAUCGGUAGUUGGCAAAACAAAAAUGAUAGGUCUCCGGUUGUUGACAAAUCUGAUUCAUUCAGUCGUUCAACUCAGAAAUCCUCACAUCGUCCAAAAUCGGUCGUAACUGAUCUAUGUAACGGUGAAUCAAUUGAGGAGAAAGUGAGUUUCGAGUUACCGCCAACCACAUCUGCACUAAAUCAUAUCUCUAAAACACGACCAAAGCCUGCUCGAAAAACGAAUCAAAUACAUCGGCGAGCGAUGGCACGUGCAAUGGAAGAAAGUAUGGAUAGUGCGAUGUGUGCAAGUAGUGAGUGUGAUGAUAAUUCAGCUGUAUAUGACAUAGCUGCCGAUGAGCGUUUAUCAAGUCCCGAAUUCAGCACGGGUCAACAGACUGAAGUUGCACCAGUGGAUGUUCGUUAUGUACCUUCGUCGUCCUCUCCAGCUAGUGUUUAUCCAUCAAAUCGACCGGCAUUGUUACCACCUUCCACCGUUUUAACCCCGCCACCACCCCAUCAUCAAUCACAAUUAAGUACUAUUGCAAGUGCUAUUUCAGUGCCUGUAUCGUUACCAAACACUACCCAGUCACCAUUAACUCAGUCUUCACCACGUUCUUCAGUCACACUAACCCAACAACAAUCCAUUAACACUUCCAAUGGAAUGGCAUCUUCCAAUGCUCCUCAAACAACCUCACAAACCCAUCCUCAGCCCGUAGUAUUAUCUUCUUCCCCAUCUUCAUCAACAGCUCCUCCACCGAUUGUACCGCGUCGUAAUCGAGUAGGACCAGCAUUAACGCCGCCUUCAUUACCACCCAAGCCUGAAUCGGUGCAUGUUCGACCGGCGAGUUGUGCGAUUGAAGAUGAAAAUGCCAACAGUCGACGUUCGGUCGCCGAUAUGGCGAGAAUGUUCUCAUCUUCGGAAACACCAUUUGUUCGUCGUACCUAG
Anisakis simplex (herring worm) is the source of this 3411-nucleotide messenger RNA. The record is from the annotation of a GenBank genome assembly. NCBI's taxonomy places the organism in Eukaryota, Metazoa, Nematoda, Chromadorea, Rhabditida, Anisakidae.